AUGCACAGCCUUCCAAUUCAAGAGGGGGAGAAGGAGUUAGUCUCAGAGUUUGUGCUCCGAGAUGAAUCGUCUAACGAAGAAGUACUCGAGGUUGAAAAUCUUGAACCUCUUGCGUUGGGUGAUGAAAAAGAUGAAGACCUACAGAAACGUUCAGACGAAGUCGAGAUAGGAAAAAAAAUCAAGACCAAGCUAAAUGGCGAUGCAUUCCGAGCUACUCAAUCUAUGUUUCCACCAAUACUUGCUCUGAGGAUUGCUCAAAUCGAUGUUGGUCCUCUAACUCGGAAACCUAAAGAUCUCCCUAAAGGUCCUUUGGUUCCCCAUUCAUCGGCAUUUAUCAUCACCGAAUCCGGUCAACAAAUCAUUUUUGGCAUGAGCGAAACCGCACAAGACAAAGGCAAAUAG
Molecule: messenger RNA, 402 nt
Organism: Lactuca saligna
Lineage: Eukaryota; Viridiplantae; Streptophyta; Magnoliopsida; Asterales; Asteraceae
Source: the annotation of a GenBank genome assembly